AUAAGACAGAUAAGUACAUAGAAAUAAAAUAAACCAAACAGUUGUUUAUAGUGGGUAAUUUUAAUGAAAAGGUUGAAGAGAGAUGAAGGAAUAAGAAAGGACUUAGCAAAAGACAUUAAACUGGAACUGUUUAACGCGUUGGCAUCAGGAAGCGUUGACGGCGUCGCGACGCCCUCGAAAUUUAGGCAUUGUGUAUCGUACGAAGUGAGAAGGAGGGAGCAUCGCGACGCCACCGCGGGUCCCUAUUACCAGCCAUAAACGAGACUCAGAGGCGCAUAACGAAUAGAACAGAGUAUCGUAAACUGCUAAUAUAACCGAGCAGUAGUAGUGGUAGUACGUGGUGGCGACGUCGUCGUCGUCGUCGUCGUCUGGUGCAGCUUCUGCAUCGCAGGAUUCGUUUCGUCCCGGUUUCGCACUGAACGAACACGAACAGGACGGACGUAGCUUUCGUAUAGCCUACGGAGGCUGCUAUCAAAACUCACUUCCACGAGUUAUAGCCGCAUAAAACACGGUUGCACUGUACACUCCGCACAUGCACAUUCCCCCACCGUUCAAGUCGUAAAUGGUCGUACCCUUUGCCCCGCCACAGCCGUUCGCGAUGCAAUCCUGCACAACUUCACUCCACUUUGGCAUUGCAAGACCGAUAGUUCAUUUUCUAGCAGAGACAGUUCAUAUAAGCGUGUGUCCACCUAGACAGCCGCCGGUUGAUACUUAGAAUACCAAAAACCUUGUUCUCCCUAUCGUACUCGUCGUCGUCGACGUCGUACACGUGGACCUCACGUUCAGUGCUACUCUCACGUUGUCUCCUACUCUCUAUACACCGCCAACAGUGCCUCGUGCUCUCGCAACUGCUGACAGUUCUCUCUUAACCUGUUGCUCGCACGCAACAUAUAAAUCCGGGGAUUCCGGGGAUCCAAAAAAAAGAUCAAAUUUUAAUUAUCCUCCCUCACUUAGAAACAUUAAUAAAAUUAAAAAAAUAAAUAUUAUAAUAAACUCUUUCAAAAACUUUAAAUUACAACCGUGAUUUCUUCAUUUCCUUGAAUUCGUUGUUAGUGGUGAUCAUGUCCGAUCAACAGGAUUACGAGACGAAGAUGGACCUAAACGCGUCUAGUACAUCGAGCAGUCCGAGGACACCGCCAAAUUGCGCUCGAUGUAGAAAUCACCGGGUAAAAGUCCCGCUGAAGGGCCAUAAAAGAUACUGUAAGUACAGGCAUUGCAAGUGUGAAAAAUGCCGGCUUACUUCCGAAAGACAGAGAGUGAUGGCAAUGCAAACCGCACUUCGUCGAGCACAAGCUCAAGACGAAGCAAUGUUAAGGCAAGGGGUGAUUCCCCAAUCGAAAAGCCCUGCACCGCUUCAUAGUGGCCCCGACCGAACAUACGAAUGUGAAUCACCAGGAUCUUCAUCAACACCAACUUUUCCGGAAGUUGUCAGGAAAGCGCCGAUGGAACCAAUCAGAGAUAAUUUGGGGAAUAACAAUAUUGGCCAAAAAGAUUUAAUUCAAGAAAGCUUACAACUAUUAGAAAAGUUCCGAUAUUCGUGGGAAAUGAUGCCAUUGAUUUAUGCGAUAGUCAAAGACACUCCAGAUCUCGAAGAAGCGUCAAAACGUAUAGAUGAAGGUAGAGAUGCUGAACAACUGGUGGAUUUUUUUAAUAAAAUAAAGGAUAGGUUUCACUUAUCCUGGAAAAUGAUCUCACUUAUCCACGUCAUCCUAAAGAACGCUAAGGACGAUCAGGAGAAAGCUUUUAGACAAAUCGAUGAAGCAUUCCUGGAGGUACAGGCUUUAGCAAAAUACUAUCCAACACCGGUUAACCUCAUCACUGACCCAUGGAGAUGGUAUUCACCUACAGCACUUUACCCGGCGAUGUACUAUCAACUACCUAAUACCCUUCUUGGAAAUAUUCCACCGAGUCCACCUUUACAUUCACCGGUACCACCCCCAAGACCUAGAAGUAGAGCGUGAUGGUUUCCUAUAACUUCAAUAGAGACCUUUAGUGAAAAAUUAUAAAUUUAUAUGUAACAACAUCCAUAGUUCAUUAUAAUUUUAACCAAUUUAGAAAGAAAAUAAUCAAUAUGCUCUUCACUUAUUUAAACAAAUCUAUAGAAGAAAGAAGAAUCAUAGAUAUACAAAGGACUUUAUAAGAAGAAAGUAAUAAUAUUAUGCAUAUCUUAUGUGUACCAUUCAACCAAAAAAAGAAUUAAAUAAAAACCUCCAUCAUAAAAUUCACGCUACACUUUAUAAUAAGAAUAGUUCACCUCUAAGUAGUACAUAAAAAAUAUAUAUACAAAAAUAAUCAUAAAUAGUUGUGUCGUAGGAUAUAUUAGUGCCAGUUUUGCUUGUCAUAUUAUAUCAAUGUUCCUAGUAAUCGUAAAAAGCACAUUAAACCAGGACUUUCUCUCUCUUUCGUACACUCUCGAUAUAAUGAUAUUCUUUAAUUGUUAACGAUUUCUUUAAACGAGGCUUCUUAAUUAUUUAAAUCGAUGUAUUUAGUAUAUUUUUACGCGUUUUAUGUGA
This is a messenger RNA of Onthophagus taurus, 2513 nucleotides long. RefSeq names its product doublesex (gene dsx). Gene Ontology annotation, cellular component: nucleus. Gene Ontology annotation, biological process: regulation of transcription by RNA polymerase II; sex differentiation. The record is from RefSeq and is a predicted model, not a curated record. Gene Ontology annotation, molecular function: RNA polymerase II cis-regulatory region sequence-specific DNA binding; DNA-binding transcription factor activity, RNA polymerase II-specific. Lineage: Eukaryota; Metazoa; Arthropoda; Insecta; Coleoptera; Scarabaeidae.